AUGCAAAAACAAUCAAUUUCAAAGAUUUUUUUCAUUAUUGCGGCUUUAUUGAUUUGGCUGCUCAAAUAUACUUCCUGUGAAAUUACAACUUCCUCCAAAACCAAUGGAACAAUUUUAAAUGAAAAAUUAAUGAAUGAUCCUGGAGAAUGUGUUGGAAACUUAACACGAAGAAAUCAUCCAUCAGCCGAUCCCUUAGGAUGUUAUAUACUUAAUUCAUCCUUUCACAUUGAUACUUUAGACGGUCUUUCGAAUUUAAACUUUUCUGAUCCAUAUAAAGAUCAAGAUGGCAAUUUAAUGGAUCCCGGCCUAUGCAUCAUUCAUUGUGCCGAUUAUCUUUUUAAAUUUGCAGCACUUACAAAUGGAAAUAAGUGCAGAUGUGGAAAUAACACUGGUUUAGAUGCGUACACUAAAUUAACUGAUGAAUCAUCAAUCAAUAAAACUUGUAAUUUCAAAUGCGUUGGUAAUUCAAGUUAUAUAUGUGGUGGAAAAGAUGGCUACACAAUUUAUGACGCAUUAAAGUCUAUUUCAAGUUACAGUGCACCUACUAUUGAUAUCAAUAAAAAACUUGAAAUAAUUCAUAACCUUACUAAAAAUGUUCGAUACAAAGGGUGUUAUAAGGAUAGUCCUUAUUGUAAUCAAAGACUUUUAAAUGGUACUUCAGAAGAAGUUUCCGGUAUGACAAUAGAAUCAUGCUUAACUUAUUGUUGGCAAAGAAAUUUUACAUAUAUGGGGUUAGAAGUUGGAUCACAAUGCUUUUGUAAUAAUGAUUACAAUAGUUUAACCAGUCUAUCAGUAGAAGAUUGUAGUUCUAGUUGUGAAGGCAAUAAUUCAGAGAUCUGUGGAGGUCCCUUAGCCGUUAGUAUAUAUAAUGCUUCUAAUUACGGUUCAGUUAAUAAUGACCCAGUACCUUCAGGCUUAAGUAAGGGUACUAUUGUCGGUCUUAUCGUUGGUGGCACUGUUGUUGGCAUUGCUAUUUUUGUAUUGAUCAUAUGGCAUUGUUUUGUAGGAGAAUGUGGACACUUUAGUCAUUAG
Dentiscutata erythropus is the source of this 1032-nucleotide messenger RNA. The record is from the annotation of a GenBank genome assembly. Lineage: Eukaryota; Fungi; Glomeromycota; Glomeromycetes; Diversisporales; Gigasporaceae.